Porites lobata is the source of this 3595-nucleotide messenger RNA. NCBI's taxonomy places the organism in Eukaryota, Metazoa, Cnidaria, Anthozoa, Scleractinia, Poritidae. The record is from the annotation of a GenBank genome assembly.
AUGGUUUUUCUAGAGUCCUUCAAAAUGUCUAGCUCAAAAGCACACCAAGCUCCAUCUCCACCUACAGUAGAGCAAAUUCUCGAAGAUCUGUCAGCAGCAAGUGACGAAGAUGUGAUCUUUAAAUCAGUGAUUCUAGAACAGGGAACUCGAACGAAAAAAGAAGUCAAAGAGGGUAAGUUAGCAGAUUCUUUUGCAAACUUUUCUGUACAGUGCUGUGUAUAAUGAGGCAAUUAAUUGCAUUUUAAAUCUUGUAAAAAUGCCCAAAUGAUCAUGAUAGGAGCCAUAUAUGCAAGGCAGAAACAGAAGAAGUCGUGACUUAGUUAAUGUUUUUCUUGCCAAAAUUGGGCUGCACCCAGCAUGGUUGACAUGAAGACUUAAGGUUCUGGACCCAAGGCUCGAAAUAAUUUCCGGAGAGCCUUCAGACACGAUGACCGGCUAAAUUCAUUUUAGCUCGGUCACUUAUCGUUUCUGGCCGGUCAAAUUUUAACUCUUAAAACAAGGGCCGAUGAACCAAAAAUGGCUUUAUAUAUUCCAAAAAACAGCUAUGGGUUCAGAUAUUUCGCGGGUUCGCGGGGCCACGAAAUUUGUUAGAAAUCCUAUCUAGUACAUGUCGAUACAACAUAAUUGAAACUUAUCUCGGCUAUUGGGGCUGUUAAUUGCCGUCACGUUCAUUCCCACAACGAGCGAACAACGUUCCAAAACUACCAGGCAUAAGUUAUGUUGGGAACAAGUGGGCACUAGUCAUGAUGUUUUAAAAAGCUUUGCCAUUUGCUCAUUUCUCAAGCGCUUUGUAGUUAAAAUAGCAAGUGAUUAUCUCUGUUAAAAAACUUUAAACACGCUCGUCAAAUCAGCGAAAUUUGCCCAGAAAAUUCCACGAAAUCGGCCGUUUUUCCCUGUUGUUUUUUGGCGAAGUUAGUCCCGAAAAUUUCCGCGAAAUUCCCGCGAUAUCAGCCGAUUUUUUCGCGAAUCUCUCUAAAAAUCCCGCUAAACUUGACUUUUUUCUCCGUGACCAAUCAGACGCCCUAUGUUGUUUAACUCAUAAAAGUGAAAAUAUUCUUAAUUUUGUGACCGAAAGCACGUGAACCCCAAUGUCUGUUUCACUGCGCGAAUUGUAAACAACGUUUCUAGUUGUAUUUCACCCAGGAUUUCAGAUCAACGUUUCACAAUGCACAGCAACUCGCUACAUACCUAUAACAAUUGAAACAACUGAAUAAUUUUCAUUUUCAAUACGAUCGAUUGUGACCAGUCAACAUGACCGGCAAGACGAAAAGUUGACUGGUCAACUCCCCAACAAGUCCGGACAUUGUCCGUUGACCGGCCAUUAUUUCGCGCCCUGUGGACCAAAUAUUUUUGUGGGAAUACCUUUUCCAUUUUUAAUUUGAACCUCUUCUACUUAAAGAACUUGGUCUUUGUUGUAAAUCCAUUAUAACACAAGGGAUUAGACAUAGAUUGAACUGUAUUGAGAUAUAUCUUUUUAGGUGAUUUUAUUAUUCGAAUGUCACAUGACAAUGAUGUUACUAUUAUUUUAGCAUUUAAUAGGAUUUCAGCCUUUAUUUGUGUUUUCUCUGGAAAUCCUCUACUCUACAUAUACUUUGAAGUGCUUGCCUUCUGGUUUGCAACAUUUCACAAAAAUCUAUGAGAGGAAUUUCUUUAACCUCCUUAGGGCCAUACUCUGGCCCCCACCUUUCAGCACACUUCAGCAAUAUGCAAAUCAACUAGAUGCUAAAGAUUAUUAUCCAAGAAUCCGUUCUUGAAAUGACUAGAUUUUAACAUUAUUGAAAAUAGUGCUAAUAAAUGGGGCAUGGGGCAAACUAAUGCGAGGAUGGAUUGGUUCAAAUUACAUGAUCUGUGAAAAAAAAGCCAUUUAAUGCUCAUUGACGUUUUCCUUUCAAUUGCAUUACACAGAGGCAGCAAAUUUUCUAAAAGCCCAGCAAAAUGUUGUUUGCUUAGACUCAUCGAGCUGCAGCCAGGAGAAUGCCUUUUUUGAUUCUACAGGCCAUCUGAUAUUAUGUGCUGGUGUGAUUUCGCACAAUAAUUAAUCUCAAAUCACAUCCGAUCGCACAAUUUGAGGAAAAUCACGUAAUUCGUGAAAAAAAAUGCUAAAUUCAAGUAAAGUGAGCAAUGAAUACUAACUUUAAUUAAACAUUUCCCAAUCUUAAAGUUAUUUAAGGUGAUUUACUGCUAAAGAAUGCCUUGCAAGACAUCUGAAACCUUCGAUUGUGGUAUCUGGGCAACCAUUUUGAUUUCAGAGACAAUCAGCAUAGUCAGUGCUGUAAUAUGUAAUAUUAAACAAGUGUCCUUUUUCUUUUCCAGGUCAAAAUAAUUGGACAAAUUUAACUAUCCUAUUUUAAAAUAGAUGUUUUAUUAUUCCUUUACAUUCAAAUUGCCUGUUAAACAACAUUAAAGUGGUUUUUCUCCUUUGAAACCUGGUAAAACAAUGUAAAUUAGCCCCGAAAAAAUCGCAUAAUAGUCCUAUCUUAUCGCACAAUCUACCCUGAAAAUAUCGCACAAUUUCUGAUUUUUUAUCACACCCUAUCAAGUGGCCUGAUUCUAGUUGGAAAGUUCUUUCCUUGUUCUUCAUACCUCCAAAUCAUUAUUUAUUUAUUAUUAUUUGCCACCUCCAGGAGCCUUUGAAACUGUACCUUUUGUUUAUUAUGUUUGUCAAGUUUUUCUCGAUCUUCCUCGUCUCCACAAUGAAAACAAACCCAGAAACAAGUAAAAUGGAUCUCCCCAUCCAACAAAAACCUGGUUACCUUGAGUUGUGUGAAGUGCGCUUUUUUUGUGUUGAUGGAUUAUAAUGUAAGCAUAUCUUUUAGAACAAUAAAUUAUUGUUCGAGAUAGGACAUAAUCUCUUUGCAAAAAACGAAACACAUGUAAAGGGGAUUUUCCAUGACAAAUAUUUUUACUAACGGUUUCGGGUUACUAAGGCUAAUUUUUAGUAACCAAACUUUGAAAUCUACUAACCAUUGUUUAUCGGGUUACCGUUAAUUUUGAGCCCUGUAAGAAAGUAGAGGGAAGGGGAAAGGGUGCUUACUUGGUAAGUUGCUAUCAAUAUAUCUAAUCACAGCUAUUCUGUGAGCUUGCUGUCAGGGAAGGCUGGAACAAGGGGGGCAGUGGUGGGGUUGUUGUUAUGGGGAUGUUUACAUUGAAAGCUUGUUUCCCAUCCACACUGACAAGGCAGCCACAGUGGACACUUGAAACAAAAUUUAAGUUCCUGAUAUGUCAUUGCAAGCUCUCCUCUCCUCCCUUCCCCACCGCUGACCUAGCCCCUCACCUGAUAUUUUGCAGCCUGAUAAAAUCUUCUACUGUUACUAUUUUUGCUGUCUUUUUAGAAGAUGCAGUUGAGCAAACUGUUGAUAGAAGAGAUGUUGCAACAGAAGAUAGAGGAACUAGUGAGGAGAAACAGAUAAAAGGACAAUCAAAUGAGCAAAUUUAUGGAAAAGUUGCUUCAUUUUUGGAACAAUUUAAAUCACUUGAGUCUGCAAAAGAGCAGCUAAAUUGUCUGGAAGAGGAUUUAAAAUUAAAGAAAGAAACUCUUGAAGCGGCCAUCACUAAAGUAGAAGCAGCAUGGAAGGUCAGCAAGAGUGAUGCUUAG